CACUUCACCCACCACCUCCUCUUCCUCAUUUCAUCCCUCCCCCACUGCACUUUCUCCCAAAACAUCCUUGUCUAUAAACUUUGAUGGAGAAUUACACACUGAGCUGGAAAAAUGCCUGUUAUGAAAGGAUUAUUAGCACCCCAGAACACCUUCCUAGAUACAAUAGCCACUAGAUUCGAUGGGACACACAGUAACUUCAUCCUCGCAAAUGCUCAGGUUGCCAAGGGAUUCCCAAUAGUUUACUGUUCAGAUGGAUUCUGCGAACUUGCUGGAUUUGCACGAACGGAAGUCAUGCAGAAAAGUUGCAGCUGUAAAUUUCUAUAUGGUGCUGAAACAAAUGAACAGACAACACUUGAAAUUGAAAUGUCACUAGAGGAAAAGAGCGAAUUCAAGGGGGAAAUCAUGUUCUACAAAAAGAAUGGUACUUCUUUCUGGUGCCUAUUGGAUAUUGUUCCAAUAAAAAAUGAAAAAGGAGACGUGGUCCUUUUUUUGGCUUCAUUUAAAGACAUCACUGACAUAAAAGCGAAGAUUGAAAAAGAAGAUAAAAAAGAAGAAAGGCUCAAAGGUAGAGGAAAGGCAGGGUCACAUUUUGAUGCAGCAAAGAGGCGAAGUCGGGCUGUCCUUUAUCACAUCUCUGGUCACAUACAAAGAAGAGAGAAGAACAAAUUAAAUCUCAAUAAUAAUGUUUUUGUAGAUAAACCAGCAUUACCAGAGUACAAAGUUCAAGAUGCAAAAAAAUCAAAGUUUAUCAUUUUACAUUUUAGCACUUUUAAAGCUGCCUGGGACUGGCUUAUAUUAUUAGCAACGUUUUAUGUUGCUGUUACUGUACCUUACAAUGUUUCAUUUGAGGACAAUGAUGAUCCCUCAUCAACAAGAAGCACAACUGUCAGCGAUAUUUCUGUGGAAAUUCUUUUUAUUACUGAUAUUAUUUUAAAUUUCCGAACAACCUAUGUCAGCGAGUCUGGCCAAGUUAUAUUCAAAUCAAGAUCUAUUUGUAUCCAUUAUGUAACAACUUGGUUCGUCAUUGAUUUAAUUGCUGCUCUUCCCUUUGAUCUCCUUUACGCUUUUAAUGUCACAGUGGACAACCUGGUUUCCCUUGUUCAUCUUCUAAAAACCAUUCGAUUGUUACGCCUUUUGCGGCUUCUUCAGAAGCUGGACCGGUAUUCUCAGCAUAGCACUAUAGUGCUUACCUUACUUAUGUCUAUGUUUGCUCUCUUGGCACAUUGGAUGGCAUGCAUCUGGUAUGUCAUUGGAAAGAUGGAAAUGAAAAACAAGCCCCUUUCUUGGGAUAUUGGUUGGCUCCAUGAGCUUGGAAAAAGGCUGGAAUCUCCUUUCCACAGCAAUGAUUCACAAGGAGGUCCCACUAUCAGAAGUACCUACAUUGCUUCCCUAUAUUUUACUCUCAGCAGUCUAACCAGUGUUGGGUUUGGAAAUGUUUCAGCUAACACUGAUGUAGAAAAGAUCUUCUCCAUCUGUAUAAUGUUGAUUGGAGCCUUGAUGCAUGCUUUAGUGUUUGGCAAUGUAACUGCCAUAAUACAGCGCAUGUACUCCAGAUGGUCUCUUUAUCAUACAAGAACUAAAGAUCUAAAAGAUUUUAUACGGGUACAUCACCUACCGCAACAAUUAAAGCAAAGAAUGCUUGAAUAUUUUCAAACCAACUGGUCAGUCAAUAAUGGAAUAGAUUCUCAUGAGCUUUUGAAAGAUUUUCCAGAUGAGCUGCGCUCAGAUAUCACCAUGUACUUGAACAAGGAGAUCCUACAACUAUCCCUUUUUGAAAGCGCUAGUCGCGGAUGCCUCAGGUCUUUGUCUCUACAUAUCAAAACCUCCUUUUGUGCUCCUGGGGAGUACCUUCUACGGCAGGGAGAUGCUUUGCAGGCAAUUUAUUUGGUGUGCUCAGGUUCUAUGGAAGUGUUAAAGGAUGGAAUGGUGCUGGCAAUUCUAGGAAAAGGUGACCUUAUUGGAGCAAACUUAUCAAUUAAAGAUCAAGUCAUCAAAACAAAUGCAGAUGUAAAGGCUCUGACCUACUGUGACCUCCAGUGUAUUAUUCUUAAAGGCCUUUAUGAAGUGCUGGACUUUUAUCCUGAAUAUGCACAUACAUUUGUGGAACACAUACAGCAAGAUCUUACGUACAAUCUGAGGGAAGGCCAUGAAAGUGAUAGAAUGUCAAGACUCUCCUGCAAGUCGACACUAUCACAGACAGAUCUUCGGGGCAAUGGCAGUAUAAAUAAUAGACUAUCAUCAAUUGUGGAAGAUGAAGACGAAGACACUGAAGAGGAUGAGCCUUCAUCCCCCUCUUCAAUUCAUACUCGGAAUACAGCCUCAAAGUAUAAGAAAUCUGCCACCAGUAAUAGUUCUCUUGGGAUUAAUUUGAAAUCCUUUCCAGGAACAGUUCCAUUUAAGUCCCCAUUAAGAACAUGCAAUCCAAGUUCAACAAUGGCAAGGCAGGAAAAUGAACCUAACCUUAACAGCAGAAAGCGAGAAAAUAACUUAAUGCUUAACCUGCCAACUGUCACAAGCCUUGGUCCUCCGGAUUUAAGUCCCAGAGUUGUGGAUGGGAUCGAAGAUCAUAACAGUAAUGAUGAAGGUCAAGCUUUUGAUUUUGAAGCUUAUCGGCUGAGACAAGAAGCUCGAUUAGGGCAACCUAUAAGAGAGGUUUCUGACUUUAACCCAGCAAUACUUUUUAUUACUGCAGAGGAAACAAAACAACAGAUAGGUCGAUUAAACCACGAGGUCAGUUCAUUAACACAAAAGGUUUCACAGCUCGGUAAGGAUAUGAAGAGUGUUAUGAAUAUAUUAGAGAAUUUAUUGGCAGUACAAAGACCAGUUGGAUAUUAUUCAACAUAUGGCACUGUUUUGGAUGCAAUCAGAACUACUAUAGGGUCCCCAAUGGAACAAAUACAAAAUAGAAUGACAUGGACAACCAAUCAAUCCUGCAUGCAAAGACCAGCAGAGACAUUGGUUGGCACACCAACACAGCUUUGUCAAGGUGCAGUUGUAUCUGACCUUUGGAAUAUGGAUCCUGCAUCAGUAGGAAGCAGCCCACAAAGAAAUGGAUCGAAUAUUCAAAACUCUUUAGAGGGUGAAUAUUAUUACACUUCCAACCUUGGAUAUUCUCCAUCACAUUAUCAAGUUAUUCAAGCAGACCACUUCCCAUUUUUAAAGUCUACAUCACCACAUUCAGACACUACAUUAACUCCCCUUCAGUCUAUUUCUGCAACUCUUUCUCCAUCUCUUGGUUCAUCAUCCGAGACUUCUUUACAUCUUGUUUUGCCUAGUAGAUCUGAAGAAGGCUUCAGUCAAGGUGCAAUUAGUUCACUUAGCCUUGAAAAUUUGCCCGGUUCGUGGGACUUAGAGAGCACAACAGGCAUUUCAAGACUUUCUGGUGAAGAAUAUUCCCAUGAGAUUGUGACAAGUACAAUAGAUUUUAAAGAUGACAAAGCCAUAAAUGUAAAAUGAUAAUUUCUCAGAUUGUCUGGCAGAAGUAGGGUGUUGUUGUCUUUAAUUGCAUGAAAGGGCAAUAGCCUUUAAAAGCUGGCUAAGGGGAUAAAGAUGUAUUGAAACGGGAAAAUGUACGAAUUAUUACAGAAAACAUCUUACUGUAAAUCUAGAAGCAUGGUGAGUGUAUAACUUAUGUAAGCUAUUGGUCCAUGUGCCAGACUUUUGUUGUAGACUGAAGACCCUAAGGGUCAAAACUGCCGGGAGUCACAUUUAAAAGAACACACGAUCAUAAGUCAUAGGGAGUUAUUGUAUUUAAAAGCAACAGUUUUUUUCCCGAGUGCCUGAUUGUUAUCUGAAAACAAUAAUGCUGUCAAUGCUUGCUUCAGGUGACUAAGACUCCUGCUGGUCUAUUUGUCAGUUCAGAGAAGACAUAAGGACAAUUAUCGCUGCAUGUCAUCUCCUAGACAAUCAACCAAAUAGAGUUGGUAGAUGGUGGUUAGUUGUUGCACGUUAUUUGUCAUUUUAAUGAAACCUCCUAAUUUAUUUAUCAAACAAAUGCUAUUUUUAUAUACUUGGUAUGAAAUAUGUAUUUAACUAUUUAAAAUAUUUAUAACUCAAUGUCUUUUUUGGUAAGAGCUUGCGGUUUUCCAGAGAAAUGCACAAUUCUUAUGCAUAUUGAAUUAAACAAUUUAUUAAGCAAACGUGUAUGUAAUUCAAAUUAUAUUCCCCCACUGCAUGCAGGUUGAAUGAAUGUAUGCAAUAGAUAAAAUAAAACAGAAAUCAAAUACCAAAAACAUGGAAUGUCAUAUUAUAGUAAUAAAAGAUUAUAUUGAUGUUUUAAUAAAGUUGUUUUUCACCGGCCAGUCUUUCAGAAAGGAAAAACUUUGAUUAUUGGUAAAUCUAUUUUCCUCUUUUUUUAACACAAAAAAAGCAAUACUGUAUCUUUUCUUUAUGUUAUGCCAUGUAAAGUAUUAUAGAGAAUGUAAGACUGUUACAAAUGUAUAUCUUUGUUAGAAGAUGUUAAACAUUGUCCGUAGACUACCUUCAUUGCCAAUCUGGGACCAAAGAAAUCAAGCAUCCUUCUUGAACUUCAUUUUUUAGAUUAGGUUAUGGUGUUCAGCAUAUCCCAGUUGAGAAAUAAAUUCUGGCUAAAAAUCAGUGAGAUUCUUACAGGUUGUUUGUCGCAGGUCUGCACAAGGUGCUUCAUUUUACAAUUUUGUUUUUUCAAAAAAUGCUUAAAUCGUAUUGGUUAUUUACACCAAAGAUGAUAAAUGAGAAAUUACUGAAGCACAAAUCAUUUAUGUUUUUUUGUAUUAACUCUACAUUUGCAGAAUUAGAUUAAAGCUUAACUGCAACACAGAACAUGAAUCAAGCAGAACUACUGAAAUGAAAAUAGUUACACAGAACGCCAUUUUGCAAAAUAAGUCUUUCUAGUGGCAACAAUGUUGAAAUGUAUUUAAAUAUAUUUGAGAUGGAGAAAUUUUAAUUUGUGGGAUUUUAAAGUCCCUUAAGAAUUGCUAGAGAUGAGGCAAACGAUGAAAAAAUGUCAGUACAGGUAUGGGAUCUGUUAUCCAGAAUGCAUGGGAACUUGGGUU
Xenopus tropicalis (tropical clawed frog) is the source of this 5033-nucleotide messenger RNA. It is a transcript of the gene kcnh8, whose product is annotated as potassium channel, voltage gated eag related subfamily H, member 8. Gene Ontology annotation, cellular component: membrane. The coding region runs from base 112 to 3456 and encodes 1114 amino acids. The record is from RefSeq and is a predicted model, not a curated record. NCBI's taxonomy places the organism in Eukaryota, Metazoa, Chordata, Amphibia, Anura, Pipidae. Gene Ontology annotation, biological process: potassium ion transport; transmembrane transport; monoatomic ion transport. The transcript has 17 exons. Gene Ontology annotation, molecular function: voltage-gated potassium channel activity; monoatomic ion channel activity; delayed rectifier potassium channel activity.